CCGGCAGGGAGAGCUGUGCCCCUGCUGCACACAAGCGUGUCCCAGGUUCUGCUGGAGGCACAGGGAGGGCAGGGGAAGGACUGGAAGAAGGAGAAGAGAGCCGUGAAGUCCCCCUGGAAAGUCCCUCCUGUCCCGGCCGGGAGCCGGCAGCUCCAGUGUCAUUUCCCGAGCCAAAGAGCAUCUCCCUGCCCUGGCUCUGCCAUCGGCAGUUCCAGUGUCAUUUCCCGAGCCAAAGAGCAUCUCCCUGCCCUGGCUCUGCCAUCGGCAGCUCCAGUGUCAUUUCCCGAGCCAAAGAGCAUCUCCCUGCCCUGGCUCUGCCAUCGGCAGCUCCAGUGUCAUUUCCCGAGCCAAAGAGCAUCUCCCUGCCCUGGCUCUGCCAUCGGCAGCUCCAGUGUCAUUUCCCGAGCCAAAGAGCAUCUCCUUGCCCUGGCUCUGCCAUCGGCAGCUCCAGUGUCAUUUCCCGAGCCACAGAGCAUCUCCCUGCCCUGGCUCUGCCAUCCCAUCCCCGUGCCAGCGCUUGGGUGGGCAGCGAAGCCUGAGCUCAGUUUUUGGGGCCGCUUGGGCCCAAGCUCUGCGUGCUUACGGAUUGUCCCGGUUUGAUGGCAAUUGUAUUCGCUUUUUGUUACAGCCCAGGUGAUGUGAGAAGAAAACCAGGGAGAGAUUGGAGAGUUUCUGCCCACUGCCUCUUCGCUGAGGCGCUCCAAUCUCUCUGGGAAUGUCCCUGCUGUCCCCAUGCAGCCUUGGCUGGAGGGAUCCUGGGGGUGCCAAGGCUCCAGCAUCAUCCUGGGGCCCCCAGCACGAGACCCCCUGACACCACCUGUGCUGCCCAAACUGGGCUGGAGCACCCCAGCUGCUCUGCCAGCCUUAGCAGCGAUGGAUGUGGAAGGCACAUCUUUGGGUUUAGGGAUUUGGGUUUGGUUUUAGGGCUUGGCCCCUUCCUGGCACACCACCUCCUGUCCCUGCUGAGCUCUCCCCCAAUCUCAUCCUCACCACCUCAAGGGCAACUGGGGGCUCCUAAACCCCCAGCAAAUCCAAGCCUGAGUUCAGCUUGUACUUUUUGCUGGGAAAAACAGGAACUGGCCGUUGCCCGAGUGAUACAUUUUUGAAAUUAGCUAUUCCAGUUAAAACUCCCCCACCAAGAUUUUGCUUUAGGAACAGCUUAAAGUAGCAGUGGGGCGGGCAGGGGGGCACAUAGGGCUGCCAGGGUGGGCAGGACCUCACCUAUCUCCCUGCUCUGGUCUGGAUAGAGCCACAUGAGCAGACUCCUCCUUGCUCUGCCCACCUGGAACCGGGCUGGCCAGGCGUGUCUGGAGGAAGCGCUUCCCUUCUCCAGCUGGUUUGGAUUCACACAGCCCAGCCUUGCUCGCAGCUCCCUCCUUCCCAGCCUUCCCGCUGUGCCCCAGCAGCCCGGAUUUAUUAGUACAAAUUGGAGCUAAAGGCCAGGUCUCAGCGGGGUGGGACAGAAUCAGGGCUGUUUUAGUGUAGCCAAGUGCUGCUUCAUCUCUUGGGCACCAUCUCUCUUCUCUGCUAGAAAAGCGUUCAAAAACAAAACCAGGAGGGUCCGAGGCCAGGAAGGUCGGAGAAGUCCCCACGGCUGCUCCAGCCCUUCCUGUGCCGAGGUGUUUGGAGCUGGCAGUGCUCCGUGGGGUGGCACUUUCUGGUGCUGUUGUGCUGUGUACUCUCACCGGGCGAUGCCCUGGGGCUGGGCACGGCGUUCUCUUCUCUGGGGAGAGGGUAAUUAUUUAUAAUGAGUGGUUUUGGUGCCUGCUGGGAGAGUGCGUGUGCGUGUGUGCAAUUAGGGCUGGGUUGGGAGAGCCUGAACGGGACUGGAGGGGUGGAGCUGUCCCCGCUGCCCUGCGGACAGAGAUGGGGACGGGUGGCUGCCCUGAGAGCAGUCCGUGGGACCGGAUCCCUGCCUGCUCUCCUGGCUCCGGCUGCUGGUGCCGCUGGAUCCCGAGGGAGCUGCUGGCAGCCCGGCUGGCAGGUCCCAGCUCCAGUGGCAGCAUUCAGAGCUGCAUCAGCGACGCGGUUCUGCACACUCGGUGUGGCGAUGGAGAUGCCAACCUUGUGUCUGAAGGGCAAAUCUUGCCUCUGGCCCUGGAGCGGGGGCUCGGGGCACCCCCAGGCGAGGGCCCAGCGCCGGGGUCCCGCAUCCCACAGCGGGACAGGGCGGGAUCAAUGACUCCGCUGUCUCUUGGCACAGACCUGCGCCCGCUGGACAUCCUCUCGGAGGCGGUGCCGGCCGGGGGCCCGGCCCGGGGCAUGCGGGUCUUCCAGGUGCAGGGGGUGCGCGGCUUCCAGCUGUCCCCCGCACGGCCCCGCGCCCUGGGCUUCCCCGCCUCGCGGCUCUUCAUCCACUGCGACCGCUUCCCCGAGGAGUUCUCCAUCAUCGCCACGCUGCGGGCGCGCCGCCGCCCCGCCAAGAGGAACGAGUACAUCUUCACGCUGAUGGUGGAGGACAGCCCCAGCGUGCUGGUGGGGCUGCGCUACGCCCCCGACAAGCUGCACUUCCUCUUCUGGAGCCAGGAGCGCGCCGGCGGCUGGCAGACCCGCGUCACCUUCCCCAACGUGUCCCUCUCCGACAACCAGUGGCACACGCUCAUCCUGGCUGUCUCCGGACAGUCCUUCUCCUUGACCGUGGACUGCAGCAUCCCCAAGGAUGUGGUGGUGGAGACACCAUUUCCAGCCUCGCUGUCGGUGAGGAGAGCCAGCUUCUACCUGGGCAACCGGCGGAGGAGGAAAGGCGUGUUCACGGGCUUGCUGAGACAGCUUGUCCUGCUGCCAGGAGCUGAUGCCACCCCCCGGAUGUGCCACGCCGUGAACUUCAAAGUAGCAACGCUCUCUGUCCCCAGUGUCCUCCAGGAUGUCCCUGCGAGGCCAGUGAGCAACGAGGUGCUCAAAUACCCCUACGAGGCUGACAUGAAGGUGACCCUGGGGGCCCGGCCACGCUGCUCCAAGCAGGAGAAGGCUCAGUUCUGGUUCAACGCCUCCCGGCGAGGGCUGUACCUCUGCAACGGCAGCACCUGGGUCUCCAUGCUGGAAGUCCAACACAGGCUGGACUACGUGGAGGAGCACCAGAAGCUGGUGACCAACUCGGAGACAAUGGGCAUUGAGGUGUUCAGCAUCCCAAAGGUGGGGCUGUUUGCAGCCAUGGCCAACCGGCUCACGCCCCCGGGAUCGGCCAUCUACAGGUGGACCGACGGGAAGUUUGUGCACUACCAGAACAUCCCCACCCACCAGGCUCAGUCCUGGAAGUAUUUCACCAUUGGGAAGAAGAUCUUCCUGGCAGUGGCGAAUUUUGAGCAGAAUGAGAGGGGUCAGGAGUUCUCUGUAAUCUUCAAGUGGAGCCGCAGGAAAGCGAAGUUCCUGGCGCACCAGCGGAUCGCCACGCACAGCGCCAGGGACUGGGAGGCCUUUGCCAUUGAGGGAGAGGCUUUCCUGGCUGUGGUCAACCACAGAGAAGGGAACAACCACAACAUAGACAGCGUGAUAUACAGGUGGAACCCCAGGACAGGGCUGUUUGAAACCAACCAGACCAUUCCCACCUCUGGAGCCUACGACUGGGAAUUCUUCACCAUCGGGCCAUAUUCCUUCCUGGCUGUAGCUAACACAUUCAAUGGCACGUCCACUAAGAUCUACUCACACAUCUACAUCUGGCUCAGUGGCUCCUUCCAGCUCUUCCAGUCUAUCCUGACAUUUGGUGCAGCUGACUGGGAGGUUUUUCACAUUGGGGACAGAGUCUUUCUGGCUGUUGCCAACAGCCACAGCUAUGACAGCGGGAUGCCAGCACCCUCCAACUUCUAUGCCAUCAACUCCUCCAUCUACGAGCUGAACAUCACAGCCCAGAUGUUUGUGAAAUUCCAGGACCUUCUCACCUACAGUGCCCUGGACUGGGAGUUCUUCUCGGUGGGAGACGACUCUUUCCUGGUGGUGGCGAACUCCUUCGAUGGCUUCACCUUCUCCGUUAACAGCAUCAUCUACAGGUGGCAAGGCUACGAAGGCUUCGUGGCAGCCCACCACCUCCCCACGGUCGGCUGUAGAGACUGGGAGGCGUUUCACACCGCUGAGGGCUCCUUCCUGCUCUACUCCAGCGCCAAGGAGCCGCUUUCCAAGGUGCUCAAGCUGAAAACCACCUGAGGCAGCUGAGACAUGCUCAGCUCAUCGCCAGCUCCAGGGCAAGCUGGGCUGCCAGGUGAAGAUGGACCACAGAGCCCAGGAAUGGCUGCAGCCUCAGCUGGGCAGUGGCUGGCUGUUCGCUCUGCAGGAAGGGAGGAGGAGGAGGGGGGAGCUCCAGGGCUCCCUGCAGCCUUGUCCAGGGGGGUUGUUUCUCCUGGGAAAGCUCUGCCACCAUGCUCCAGAGCCAUGUCCUACCUAAGGUCCUGGAGGCCAGGUGCAUCCCCUGGCUUACCAGGACCAUGAUGCUUGGCAAUUUGCAGUCCCCAGGAGGGACCCAGAGCCGCUAGCAGCUGUGGCCAAAGCUUGCACAAAGCCAGGGAAGGAAGAGGCAGAGCAGAGCAUGAGCUGCUGGGAUGGGUGCAUGGCAGAGCAGAGUAAACACGUGAGAAAUGGCAGAAAAAAACGUGUCCAGGCCUGGCUCUGGCUGCCUGGGGCUGUGACACUCCUGAGGAACAUCUGGUUUGACAUUGCAGCCAUUCUUCAUGUCACCUUCUUGCCACUGCCACAGGUGCCUGCCCACCCUCCUGCUCUGCCAUGGCUGGGUUGGAUCUCCCUCAACAAGUGUUGUGUGUUUUGUUCAGACCUGUUGGUGUGUUCGAGGGCCAGUGCUGGUCCUUGCUGGUCCAGGCACCUUUGCAUGGGGUAGGGACCCCUGAGAAAACCUGCUUUGCAUUUGGACCCAUCCAGCUAUCACGGGAAUGGGGAAAAACCCAAACCUGCUUCACGUGAAACUGUGGCCUCUUUUCUUUUCCUCACCUUUGCUGGGGGACUCUUUUGCUUAACCAGAGCUCUAAUAAACUGCGUGCACCCA
Messenger RNA from Taeniopygia guttata (zebra finch), 4987 nucleotides. It is a transcript of the gene TSPEAR, whose product is annotated as thrombospondin type laminin G domain and EAR repeats. Lineage: Eukaryota; Metazoa; Chordata; Aves; Passeriformes; Estrildidae. Gene Ontology annotation, biological process: signal transduction. The record is from RefSeq and is a predicted model, not a curated record.